CCUUAUAACCCUUACUAGCGGUGUCUACUAGGAGGGUCCUCUUCAUACCUCACAUACUAUGCCUUUGGGUAGCCGAUACAUACCAAUCAUCUUGCCUUGGGUGCAGAACUUGAUAAAGCGCCUACCUUGGUAGCGCCAUCACCACUCUUCGUUAGUACGUGGUCACAUACGCUCGUACAAUGAUUGGCAAUGAUUGGUAUCAAAUUUGGCUAAUUCAGGGGAAACUCUACAGGCCUUACUCCAAAGACUCGUCUACGUGCUCUAUACAAGUUCACUAGACCUGAUACGACAGAUGGCACCCGGAGGUAGCUCUAUCCAGGUCACAAAACUCGACUGGCAGCCGCCGAGAGGCAGCCCUAUCGCCGACCUUAUCUUACCAGAAGCUAGUCUGAUCGCCCAAGGAUUAGAUCCCUUGGUGGCUGCUUCUUACUACAACCUGACAUCAAGCCCGCUAUGUCGACUGCCGGACGAGCUGCUACUAGAUAUUAUGGGCCGCGUCGAUUGGGUAGGCCUACAGUGUCUGCGAAGAAGCUCGCGCGUUUUCAUGCGACUUUUUGGCGCCCACGAGUUCAGAUCGUAAUGCGUUAAACCCUUACCACCUCUAUUCAGAGGCGAUCCUUAGUCGACUGCAACCCCCAAAGCACACAACCACCUAGAAGCGAAG
Lasiosphaeria miniovina is the source of this 664-nucleotide messenger RNA. RefSeq lists its product as uncharacterized. Gene Ontology annotation, molecular function: protein binding. Bases 293 to 580 code for a protein of 95 amino acids. NCBI's taxonomy places the organism in Eukaryota, Fungi, Ascomycota, Sordariomycetes, Sordariales, Lasiosphaeriaceae. The transcript has a single exon. The record is from RefSeq and is a predicted model, not a curated record.